CUUUGGACUCAGCUCUGGACUGUUCAAAGUCUCGAAAAAUACCUGAGACCGCCUUCCUAACACCGCACUCUUCACCGUCCGAAGUUUCUCUUAGACAAUUACUAGUAUUUGAGUAAAUCAGUAACUUCCUACCGAAAGAUUCUUUGCCGAAAAUGCUCGGCGGCGGUCCCGUCACCAGGCGCCGAACGAGUGUGCUGGCCGACGCCCGAACCCCAUCUCGGACGACGCCCCGAAAGCAAAGCGCAUCGAGAUCAGCUGCAACUGAGAAGAAGGAGCCUGUGCCGAGAGCGAAGACGCCAGUCCGAGAUAAAAAGCAGGAUGGCAAUGGGGAUGAGGAACAAUCGCCGUUACUGAGUUUCCGGCAUGCUUUACCCCCCAACCUGAGGGCUCUGCAAGACGAUACAGCUGAUGAAGCGGACGAACCACCGCAACCUGAAUCUUCGAAAAAGCGCAAACGCGGCGAAGUACCUACGAGCGACAGGAAGACACGGAGUUCGCGAGCGAACAAUCCUGUUACGAAUGAAUCCGAUAGCGAGUUGUUGACGCUCAGUGAGAUCAAACAGCGGAAGACCGAACGUGUGGUGAUGGAGGAGGACAAGGGACCGGCACGGCCGAAUCCAUUCGCGGCUUACGCUUCACCUGCUUUAGCAAAGGAUCGAGAAACGAUUGCUCAGGUGGAGGUGCUUCGCACACCAACAAAAACGAGAUGUAGCCACAGUGCCGCUGGCAAUCAGACAUCCCCAACGAAAGCUGAACAAUGGUUGGAUAUUACACCACGCGCUCCCAAAAGUGGAGUGAAAGCGUCUGCUUUGUCCACGAAAGCUAAAAGCCCCGCUGCUGCGGUAAGGAAGCCAAGUGGAGCCACACUCGAGGUUGUGAUUCCGAGUACGCCCUGCCGAACCGCUUUGCUGAAGAAUGUGAGAAGCCCUGGCGUCGCCAAUGUGCAGCUUUCGAUGGGGACCCCGACACGCCCAGCGAAGGGGCCAGGAACGCCCAAAAAGUCCCCGGCUGUAGGAGUGAAGCAUACGGCGAAGAAGUCUGCGAGCGUGCAUGUGACGGAUGAGGAUGUGACGAAUGCUCGGAAAGCGGUGUUACUGAGGCUGACGGAGAGAAACUGUCCGAGGAGGUUGAUAGGGUUGGACGAACAAUUCCAGAAGAUUUACGGGCUUAUGGAACGCACGGUCCGGAGGGGCGAGAGCAAUUCCGUUUUGCUGGUAGGCAACAGGGGAACGGGAAAAAGCACGGUUAUCAAGAAAGCCUUCACAAAGCUCUCCCGCACCUUCCAAUCCUCCGCCUCCACCGCAAAGCCAUUCUACGAAGUCCACCUCUCCGGCCUCUUCCACACCGACGACCGCCAAGCCCUUCGCGACAUUGUACGGCAACUCCAAUCCCAGCAACUCGCACCGUCCUCCUCCGCAGAAGCCCUCUUGGAAACCGGCUCCUUUGCGGCGUGUCUGGCUUACGUCCUCGAAAGCUUAAAUCAGGGCACGUUGAAGAGCACGCCGGUGAUUUUUGUGCUUGAGGAGGUGGAUUUGCUGGCGAACCAUCCGAAACAGGCUUUGUUGUACAAUUUGUUUGAUAUGUGUCAGAGUGGGAAGAAUCCUGUGGCUGUUAUUGGGGUUACGUGCCGGAUUGACUUCAUUACUUUGCUGGAGAAGCGUGUCAAGUCUCGUUUCUCGCAUCGCCGUGUCGACUUGUACCCUCCAGACUCGAUGGCGGGGUUCUUGGCAAUCGCGCAGGAGGCCUGCAGUCUGGCGGUAUCGCCAUCUUCCGAAGUUGAGUUAGACUCGGACGCCCAGGCCACCGAGGCCGACGACGACGGAGUGACAAAUGCGGCAUACGUGGCAUUAUUCAAUGAGAAAGCGCUGGACAACUUCCUGAACCAUCCGCUGGUUCUCCGCGGGAUCAAGACGGUUUUCGAACAGAGCAAAGAUGUGAGAAAGGUGUUUAGGUUUUUGUACCCCUUGGCAGCUGAGCUCUCAACAUUAAACCCGUACCUCGGUGGCACGCUUUCCCCGCCCGCCAGCCCGCCCCCCACCCCGUCGACUCACAUGACAUCCUCACCGAAAGCUCCUUCCUAUAUAAAUACAUCCGCCUCGACGCUAGAAACGAUACCCAUCCACGAAACCCUCGGCGGAGCUCUACACACCGCCCCGAAACAGAGCGUCAUCCAAUCCCUUUCCUUGCUGGAGAUAAUGCUGCUGGUGGCAAGCGUACAGCUUUUCCGCAGACAUUCCAACACCAUAAGCCGGACUUCAAAGACCGUAGCUGCACCGACAUCCUCCUUCACAAGAGCACCGACAAUCUCGACAUCAAUAUCCACCGUCGACCCCGUCUUCAAUUUUGAAAUGGUGUACGACGAGUACCGCGACUUCCUCCGCACCUCCGCCUCAUCUUCGUCCAGCAACAGCGUUGCGGCUGUGGGCGGAAAGGUGCUGCAGAGCAAGAAUGUCGCUCAGAAGGCGUUCGAGAGACUGAUGGUGUUGCGGUUGUGUGUUGGUGUGGAUGGGGUUGGAAUCAGGUGUCCCAAGGGGUGGAGGAUGGUGAGGUUGGGUGUUGGGGUUAGGGAGGUGGAGCAAGCGGUGAAGGCUGGUAACUUGCCGACUGAGGUCGGGAGAUGGGCGUUGGGGAGGGCGUAAUCUGUCGCGGGAGAAUGUGUGUAGCCCGACAUGGUAUUUAGGGACCAUCGCCAAUACUCGGCUGUGGAUUGUUGAUAAAUGAAUGAUGCUUGGACGCAAUGAUCUCGAGAUCUCCGUAUGUAAAUAGGCAAGUAUGCCAUAUUCGUUUUUGGAGCGCUUUCGCAGCAGAUCUGGGUGACGUUUCAGGAAAUAUAUUUCCUCCGCAAGAGAGAGGCUAGCGGGACUAUCGCGCUUCGGCGGCGCUGGCGCUGUAUUGACUAAAGUCAUCUCGGUAUCUCCUGCGUCUGAGACGAUUGUCAUCCAUUUAGUCAUCCCGACACGCUUUCCA
Messenger RNA from Fimicolochytrium jonesii, 2967 nucleotides. RefSeq names its product origin recognition complex subunit 4 C-terminus-domain-containing protein. The transcript has 5 exons. Gene Ontology annotation, biological process: DNA replication; DNA replication initiation. Gene Ontology annotation, molecular function: DNA replication origin binding. The record is from RefSeq and is a predicted model, not a curated record. Gene Ontology annotation, cellular component: nuclear origin of replication recognition complex; nucleus. The coding region runs from base 153 to 2639 and encodes 828 amino acids. Lineage: Eukaryota; Fungi; Chytridiomycota; Chytridiomycetes; Spizellomycetales; Powellomycetaceae.